Torulaspora globosa is the source of this 1209-nucleotide messenger RNA. It is a transcript of the gene CDC11, whose product is annotated as septin CDC11. Gene Ontology annotation, molecular function: GTP binding; molecular adaptor activity; GTPase activity. Bases 1 to 1209 code for a protein of 402 amino acids. Gene Ontology annotation, cellular component: cytosol; septin complex; septin ring. The transcript has a single exon. Lineage: Eukaryota; Fungi; Ascomycota; Saccharomycetes; Saccharomycetales; Saccharomycetaceae. The record is from RefSeq and is a predicted model, not a curated record. Gene Ontology annotation, biological process: actomyosin contractile ring assembly; division septum assembly; cytoskeleton-dependent cytokinesis.
AUGUCAAGUAUUAUAGAGGCAUCCUCCACUUUGAGGAGAAGAAAGCAUCUGAAGAGAGGUAUCACGUUUACCUUGAUGGUGGUUGGCCAAUCUGGUAGCGGUAGAUCCACGUUCAUAAACACCCUGUGUGGGCAGCAGGUUGUCGACGUGUCGACGACGGUAAUGUUACCGACAGAUAAGUCAACUGAGAUCGAAUUGCAGCUGAGGGAAGAGACGGUGGAAUUGGAAGACGACGAAGGGGUGAAAAUCCAGCUAAAUAUAAUCGACACGCCUGGAUUCGGGGAUUCACUGGAUAAUAGUCCCUCAUUUGAGGUGAUUUCUGAUUAUGUUCGUCAUCAGUAUGACGAGAUUUUACUCGAGGAAAGCCGUGUCAGGAGAAACCCAAGGUUUAAGGACGGCAGGGUGCAUUGCUGUUUGUACUUGAUCAAUCCCACGGGACAUGGCCUGAAGGAGAUGGAUGUUGAGUUUAUCAGGAAGCUUGGAUCACUAGUAAACGUAAUUCCCGUGAUCAGUAAAUCUGACUCGCUGACGCCUGACGAGCUUAAACUGAACAAAAAGCUGAUCAUGGAAGAUGUGGACAGGUUCAAUUUACCCAUUUACAACUUCCCGUUCGACGAGGAAGAUAUUUCCGAAGAAGAUUAUCAGACUAACACGUAUCUGCGCUCGUUGUUACCUUUCUCGAUUAUCGGUUCUAAUGACGUCGAGGAUUUUGGCGACGGAGUGACAAUCCGGGGCAGGAGAUAUCCCUGGGGUACCUUGGAUGUCGAGGAUUCAUCAAUCUCCGAUUUCGUUGUAUUGCGAAACACGCUUCUCAUUUCACAUUUGCAUGAUCUAAAGGAUUACACGCAUGAAAUUCUUUACGAGAGAUAUAGAACGGAAGCACUUUCCGGAGAAUCUGUGCCAUUCGCGAGAUCGACUGCCAAUGCAGCCGCUGAUAUGAACUACGUCGCAUCUCCAGCGAUCUCCACGCCCAACAAAUCUGUGGCCUCAAACGCUGAGCAGCCACCGGCAAACGUGCCCCAUGAUACGUAUUUGGCAAGGGAAGAGCAGAUCCGACUGGAAGAAGAAAGGCUGAAGGCCUUCGAAGAAAGAGUCCAGCAGGAGUUGCUGUUCAAGAGAAAAGAACUUUUGGAAAGGGAAAAGGAGCUAAGAGAGAUUGAGGAAAGAUUAGAAAGGGAAGCUCAACUCAAGCAAGAAUCAGAGGCUUGA